Molecule: messenger RNA, 1179 nt
Organism: Apis laboriosa (Himalayan honeybee)
Lineage: Eukaryota; Metazoa; Arthropoda; Insecta; Hymenoptera; Apidae
Gene: chinmo
Product: zinc finger protein chinmo-like
Exons: 5
Coding region: 1-1179 (392 amino acids)
Biological process (GO): regulation of transcription by RNA polymerase II
Cellular component (GO): nucleus
Molecular function (GO): protein binding
Source: RefSeq, a predicted model, not a curated record
AUGUACGCCCCUGUCGGCGAGGGCCACGGCAACCAACAACCAUCCCUGGUCAAUUCAUGGUGGCUUCAUCCGCCAGCUGAAAGAACUGUUGGGCACGAGCGCGAUCAAGAAGGAAAAUACCUACUUGAAGGUGGCAGAGACAGGGGUGGCGAAGGUCACGGGGUCGAGCCUAGGGGUGGCAUCAUGGACUCUCACCAGCAACAGUUUUGUCUCAAGUGGAAUAGUUUCGGUAGCAAUUUAGCGACAGCAUUCUCAAAUUUGUUCAAAAGCGAGAGUCUUACCGAUGUCACCCUAUUCUGCGAGGGAGUAACGUUCAAGGCGCACAGGUUAAUUCUCGCAGCAUGCAGCAAACACUUUCAAGAGCUGUUCGAAGGAAUGCCUCCUUCUCCCGCGGGACUGAUCGUUAUUCUCGAUGGAACGAGUGCCCACAAUAUGGCGUCCCUUCUCGAAUUCAUGUACCGUGGAGAGGUACACGUGUCCCAGGAAUCCCUCAGCUCUUUCCUCAAAGCAGCCGAAUGCCUUCAAGUAAAGGGUUUGUCCAUCGAGCACGAAAAGCUGGCAGUAGCGCAGAGGCACGCCGCUGAGAACAAUAACUCGUCCACGGACACCGGGGAUGGUGGCGGCGGAAACGGUGGUGCGAGCAGCGGGAGCGGUGACAACGGAAGUGGGAACGUGAGCGGAAACGUCAGUGGUACCGUGAGCGGUAACGUGGGUGGUGGUGUUGUUGAUGACGUUGGCGGAGGAGUCGGCGAGGUGAGCGACAUGGGUGAAGCGGGUGAAGCAACCAUGGUGAGAAACACCAUAAAGAGGGCCCGUACACCAGCACCGUCUCCUGCCCCUGCUUACCCCGUGCCCAACCUCUACUCCGCUACCUCUCACUAUUACGAAACCUUGCCGAAAAGGCUGAUGAGAUCGCCCAGCGACGUCGAUACCCUGGGAAGGGCGAGUGUGUUGCGCGACGGCACUGCCUUCCGGCCCGCAUCAGCGCCACAUCCGCUUCUUCUGGAGAACCACUUUUACCAGCCGUUCAUCCACCCUACAGAAACGCCCGCGCAUCCCCACACCGCACCACACACACCCACGGAAUUGGAACAGGAAUUGGAACGAGCGAGGUCCGAGGAACGCAGCAAUUGCGAUCUCAAGGAAAGCGUAGCUGAAGGUAAAUCAUUCUUAAAAUAA